AUGGCUCCUCUCGCUCAGCUCUUCGUCUCCCCCCUUGCGGCUGCCGCCACGGCGGUGGCCAGACCAGUUGCCGCUGCCGUUGAGGGUGACGUCGAGUCUCUGGAAUACCGCGGCUCGCCGCAGUCGACUUCCUGCAGGCCCUCGGAUGUCAUGACCCGCAAGUCAUGGCACACACUAUCAAACAAGGAGAACAAGGCAUACCUGGACGCCGAGUCGGCGCACGUGUCGCUCACCGAGGUCGUGCACUACGCCGGCCAGUUCCUGCCGUACCACCCCCUGUCCGUGUUCGCGCACGAAGAGGCGCUGCGCAGGGAGUCGGACCGCGGUCGACUUCAUCAGCUGGGCGGGGCACAAGGUUACGGGGAGAGGUGCCUGGCCAAGGCGACGGGGCUCGGUUUUUGGGUGUGCGUCGAGGCGUCGCCGCACACAGCCGGCCACGCCGGCAUCGGUUUGCAGAUGACCAAACCCAUGUCCAGCCCCGGCAACCCGCUCUUCUACCUGCACCACGCCUACCUCGACAUGCUGUGGACUAAAUGCCGAGCCCAAAACCCGUCUCUACGCCUCACCGAGAUGGGUGGCCCCGACCCGAGCACCAUUCCGAAUGUGACUCGCCCGUACGAGGCCCCUGUGCCUAUCAUCAUCGGCGGCCCGGCCAACGUCACCACUCUCAACCACGUCCUGCAGAUGCACGGCCUGACCCGGGAUCGGCAUAUCCGCGAGAUCAUAAACACCAAGGGCUUCCUGUGCUACGGCUACGACCAGUGA
Messenger RNA from Lasiosphaeria miniovina, 765 nucleotides. RefSeq lists its product as uncharacterized. The transcript has 6 exons. Lineage: Eukaryota; Fungi; Ascomycota; Sordariomycetes; Sordariales; Lasiosphaeriaceae. The record is from RefSeq and is a predicted model, not a curated record. The coding region runs from base 1 to 765 and encodes 254 amino acids. Gene Ontology annotation, molecular function: oxidoreductase activity.